GAUGUAACAGACACAACCACCCAUCUGUUUUAACAAUAUACUAUUCUUUUUCCUUGACAAAAAAGAAAAUAUUUUUCAAAGUAUAAUAGGUUGAUAUCAUAUUAUCAUGCACUUACUAUAAAAAUAUAUAAGUCUCUACAUACCUUUUUUAAGAAUACAAGAAUCUAAUUCUGAUUUUUCUGUGUGACAAAACUCAUUCAACACAAUCCACUUGUUUCUGAUCAUUAACAUAAUAGCAACAGGCUAUAAUCGUCUUGUAUUAUAAAUCAUCGUUUUCUUUUAAGGGUGUGGAGCUUUGAGAAGCAGGUGGUACUACCAUGGAGAUUAACAAUUGCAAUGUGUUUGAGCUAAGAGUGAAUAGAGAGGAGCCAACUCUGGUUGUCCCUGCUGAGGAAACAGAAAAGGGUCUUUACUUCUUGUCCAAUCUUGAUCAGAACAUCGCGGUGAUUGUUCGAACUGUCUAUUGUUUUGAGCCAAAUGCUGACAAGGGAAAUGAUAAGGUGGCAGGGGAAGUUAUAAGGAGUGCCUUGGAGAGAGUUUUGGUUCAUUAUUACCCUCUUGCAGGGAGAUUAGAAAUCAGCUCAGAAGGAAAACUUAUCAUAAAUUGUAAUGGUGAAGGAGCUGUUUUUGUUGAGGCUGAAGCAGAUUGUAUGAUGAAGGAGAUUGGAGAUGUUACAAAGCCUGAUCCUGACACUCUUGGGAAGCUGGUUUAUGAUAUUCCUGGUGCAAAGAACAUACUAGAAAUGCCUCCUUUGGUUGCUCAGGUGACAAAAUUCAAGUGUGGAGGCUUUGCUUUAGGCCUUUGUUUAAACCAUUGUAUGGUUGAUGGAAUUGGUGCAAUGGAAUUUGUGAACUCAUGGGGUGAAACUGCUAGAGGGGUUCCCUUAACUGUCCCUCCAUCUCUAGACAGGACUAUUCUCAAAUCAAGAACCCCACCUAAGAUUGAAAAUCUUCAUAGAGAAUUCUCCGAAAUCAAGGACAUUUCUAGCAGCAUUGACCUUUAUGAAGAAGAGAAAAUGCUCUACAGGUCAUUUUGUUUCGAUCCUGAAAUGCUCGAAAAGCUAAAGAACAAAGCUAAGGAGAAUGGAGCUCUUGAAAAAUGUACUACAUUUGAAGCACUCUCAGCAUUUGUGUGGAAAGCUCGAACCAAGGCCCUUAGACUUUCUCCAGAACAAGAGACAAAACUUCUGUUUGCUGUUGAUGGAAGGCCAAAGUUUUGUCCACAACUUCCAAAAGGGUACUUUGGAAAUGGAAUUGUGCUAACAAAUUCCUUAUGUCAAGCCGGUGAGCUCUUGGAAAAGCCAUUGUCUUUCGCGGUUGGACUAGUUCAGGAUGCCAUUAAGAUGGUAACUGAUGGUUACAUGAGAUCAGCUAUAGAUUAUUUUGAAGUAACAAGAGCAAGGCCUUCAUUGGCAUCAACACUCUUGAUCACAACUUGGUCUAGGCUCUCAUUUCACUCCACAGAUUUCGGUUGGGGAGAGCCUGUUUUAUCAGGUCCAGUGGCUCUACCAGAGAAAGAAGUGAUCUUAUUCCUUUCACAUGGGAAAGAGAGGAAAAGCAUAAAUGUUCUUUUAGGCCUACCAGCUCCAGCCAUGAACACAUUCCAAGAACUCAUGCUGUUCUAGAAAAACAAUAUAAAUAUAAUCCUCACUGCUUUUACUUCUGAAUUACUAUAUAUUUAUAUUCUGGGACUGUUGUUGUUGUUGUUUUAGGAUAAUAAAAGAUAAAAGGUUUGCAGAACUCAGUGUGCUUAAAUUAAGAAAAUUGAUCAAAAUAGUGUGUUUGGAUUUUAA
Messenger RNA from Cannabis sativa, 1793 nucleotides. RefSeq names its product omega-hydroxypalmitate O-feruloyl transferase. The coding region runs from base 318 to 1625 and encodes 435 amino acids. Gene Ontology annotation, molecular function: acyltransferase activity, transferring groups other than amino-acyl groups. NCBI's taxonomy places the organism in Eukaryota, Viridiplantae, Streptophyta, Magnoliopsida, Rosales, Cannabaceae. The transcript has 2 exons. The record is from RefSeq and is a predicted model, not a curated record.